GGAGCUGCGCAAACAGCUGGAGACCAUGUCUGAGGAUGCGACCAGGACCCUGGGGAAAGGAAGCCAGCCCCCAGGGCCAGUCCCGGAGGGGCUGAUCCGCAUCUACAGCAUGAGGUUCUGCCCCUAUUCUCACAGGACCCGCCUCGUCCUCAAGGCCAAAGACAUCAGACAUGAAGUUGUCAACAUUAACCUGAGAAACAAGCCUGAAUGGUACUAUACAAAGCACCCUUUUGGCCACAUUCCUGUCCUGGAGACCAGCCAAUGUCAACUGAUCUAUGAAUCUGUGAUCGCUUGUGAGUACCUGGAUGAUGCUUAUCCAGGAAGGAAGCUAUUUCCACACGACCCAUAUGAACGAGCUCGCCAAAAGAUGUUGUUGGAGCUAUUUUGUAAGGUCCCACAUUUGACCAAGGAGUGCCUGGUAGCAUUGAGAUGUGGGAGAGAAUGCACUGAUCUGAAGGCAGCCCUGCGUCAGGAAUUCUGCAACCUGGAAGAGAUUCUUGAGUAUCAGAACACCACCUUCUUUGGUGGAACCUGUACAUCCAUGAUUGAUUACCUCCUCUGGCCCUGGUUUGAGCGGCUGGAUGUGUAUGGGAUAGCGGACUGUGUGAGCCACACGCCAGCCCUGCGGCUCUGGAUAUCAGCCAUGAAGUGGGACCCCACAGUCUGUGCUCUUCUCACAGAUAAGAGCAUUUUCCAGGGCUUCUUGAAUCUCUAUUUUCAGAACAACCCUAAUGCCUUUGACUUUGGGCUGUGCUGAGCCUCACCGUCCACCCCUUCACCGUCCAGAAUUCCCCAGCUUGUUGGGAGUUUACAUCACGGAUUGUCUUGGGAAUCAAUCUGUCUCACUUUCUUUUCUUUGAAGUUCCCAAUAAAAUGCUAACAGGAAAUGUA
Molecule: messenger RNA, 891 nt
Organism: Mandrillus leucophaeus (drill)
Lineage: Eukaryota; Metazoa; Chordata; Mammalia; Primates; Cercopithecidae
Gene: GSTO2
Product: glutathione S-transferase omega 2
Exons: 6
Coding region: 26-757 (243 amino acids)
Biological process (GO): glutathione metabolic process; L-ascorbic acid metabolic process
Cellular component (GO): cytoplasm
Molecular function (GO): glutathione transferase activity; glutathione dehydrogenase (ascorbate) activity
Source: RefSeq, a predicted model, not a curated record